AUGGCAAGUCUCCUAAGUGUACCGAAAAUUGUGAAACAAUGGGAUAUCUGUGUUAUGGUGCAAGUGCAAGCGAAAGACUCGUGGAAGACAAGUAAGUUCCAAACCGUACGCAUUGAAGCUGGGACGAUUUAUUUUCACUUCAACCCGAAAUUGUGUUUAACCGAAAUUGAAACGCUUUUGCCUAUGCUUAAAAAUCAAACGAAAUUCGACAAGAAUGAGGUUUCUGAAGAUUCAAAUGGUUCACGAGAAUCAUGUAACACAACAUUCUUGAAAGUUACGCUUACUACAAUAAAUUCACAAUUUGCCAUCGUUGAGAUAUUAAAUCCUAUGAAAUUUGAAGAUGAGCGUACAUUCAUCGGUUAUCAGUAUUUGCAUAUUGAAGAUAAUUUUGGCAAUGCCACCAAGCACGGAUUUCGUCCGUGUGAUGAUGGAUGGACAAUUAGCUUGCCGACCAAAGAGACUCGUUAUUUUUUUCUUAAUCUGAACCCUUUCACGCAAUAUGCUUACUAUGUGAAGACGAUGACUAUAUCAACUGAACGACGCAAUGCCCAAAGUCCAGUGCAACGUUUUAUAACUAAAUCGGAUCAACCUAAGUUUGUUAAUAAAUUGCAAGCUUAUCCCAAUUCCAGCUCAGAAAUUGUUAUGACUUGGUUGCCGCCUACAUCGGCAAAUGGCCAAUUGAAAAUGUACAAGAUACGCGCAGUAUUAGUUCGAAUUCAAAACUCUGAGUCCAGAAACUAUUGCAAAGAUCCUCUGAAGGAGAUUAAAAUUGAAAACCCAAAAAUUGAGAGUCCGCGAACAGAAAAGCCUCCAAUAUCCGAGGGUUGUAAAUGCCCUAAGCCUAAGGACUCUGUAUACGAUGACGAAAAUGCUGAUGCAAAUAUACAUGCUAGUAUCGAGUUGGAGAACACCCUCCAGAAUUUUAUAUACGUAAA
This is a messenger RNA of Glossina fuscipes, 935 nucleotides long. Its product is annotated as insulin-like receptor. NCBI's taxonomy places the organism in Eukaryota, Metazoa, Arthropoda, Insecta, Diptera, Glossinidae. The transcript has 5 exons. Gene Ontology annotation, molecular function: protein binding. The record is from RefSeq and is a predicted model, not a curated record. The annotation marks the transcript as partial.